UUCAACAUCCCCCAGCUUUCGCAGCUGCCUUCUCCUGGCCUGAGGCGGGGACUGGCCCAGCAUGAGUAUGCCAUAGCUCCCCAGAGCCAGCUGCACAACACUGGACUCCCCAGCUCUAUAUGCUUCUGACACCCCAAGUACCCCUCCCCACAGAUCUGCGAUAGCACCAGCCACAAAAGGACGGCAGCUGGCAAGGGACACAGCAGGGACAGCUGGGUUCGUGACUCAGGCGUUGGGCUGCAGCUGAGGUGUAACCGACACUCCCUGUGCAGCAGGGCCCCAUAAGUAGCUGUGGAGCUGCCCGGCUGGUGCGACUGGUGCGACGGCACGCUCCAGAACUCACAGGAACUUGUGGACUGCAGGUACCGCUCUCCCACCGGGUUCCCAGUGCCACAGGCCUCCUCUGCCAGCUUGCUGCCCUAGCACCCGCUGGAGAGCGCUGCAGGAACACCGCUGUCCAGGCUGGGCUCAGGGGAAGGGCUGAGGAUGGAGCCGGUUUCGGAGUCGGUCGUGGACCCCGACAUGGAGGAGCUGUUCAGACUUUUCUUGGAUGAAGCUGCCGAGGGUGAGGGCGGGAAUGGGACAUCCAGCACAGAGAUUAUGAAUUUACCCGCCCCUGGCUUCCGGCCCACCCCUGGCUUCCGGCCGUCCAAACAGCCGCUCCACUACUGGAUCCGCGACACCAGCCAGAAGGCCUUCUACCUGCGGGACAAUAGGCUGGUGGCCGCGAACCUGCAGGGUGAAAAUGCCAGCCAGGAAGAAAAGGUCAGCGUGGUCCCCAACAGGGGGCUGGAGCGCAAGAGGUGUCCCCUGAUCCUGGGCAUCAAAGGCGGCAGGCAGGGCCUGUCGUGUGGAAUAGCCAAGCAGCCCCGGCUGCAGCUGGAGGACGUGCACCUCACCGAGCUCUUCGACAAGUAUGAGGAGGCCAAGCGCUUCACCUUCUUCAAGACCUACAACGGCAGCACGCACCGCUUCGAGGCGGCUGCCUACCCAGGCUGGUUCCUCUGCACCUCAGCCCAGGCCAACGAGCCCAUCGGCCUCACCGCCCGCCUGGGGGAAGCUGCUAUCACCGACUUCUAUUUCAAGCGCAAAUAGGCCCCGGGUGGGGGCCGGGCAGCAGGAGCCAGAAACCAGCCCUACCCUUGGGGCACGGUGCUGCUUCAGCCCUGCCCUCUCAGUGGCUAGCCGUGGGGGGGGGGUUAGAGCUACCCACCCCCAAUGGGAACCCCAGGAGGGCAUGGCAGCCUCAGUUUCCCUGUCUUCCCUGGGCCUGUUAGCUCUUUGACUGGCCGGUGCCUGAUCCCCUGGCGUAGCACUGACCAGUACAUGCGACGGGGCUCAGUUUGUCUCCCGGCCCCAGCGCCUUCCCGGGGUUGAAGUCUUAGCUGGCAUGGGAAGCAAGCGACUGAUUUGUACCGGAUCCACUUCUCAGGGCGCACGAGGCCUGGCCCAGCUUUGCUCCCGGUCCCGUUAGAGGGGCUGACGGAGUACUGCUGAUGGGAAGAGAUCUUGGAUUCUAGCCUGAGGCCUGUGUACCUGGCCCGGCCAGUGGGGGUCAAUGCACCCAGCCAGCAGAGAACCAGGGUCACUUGUAGCUGGAAGGACCUUUGGGGGUCGUCUGCUUCAGCUGCUGCCCUGAGGCAGGAUCGAGUCUGACGGGUUUCUCCAGCCUGCUCUUAACCCUCUGGUGCAGGGGGUCCCACAGCCUGUAACCACUGGGGACCUGCUCCGGCACUGGGCCAGCUGCGGUGCUAGGAACUGUCACUCUUGUGUGGCUGAUUUUGGAUGCAGCUGCCCCCUGGGGUUACCCUUGCUAACCCCCUGUCCCCCCCCAAAAAAAUUGCUAGGGCCAGAAGAGGCUGGCGUGUGGGUCCUUGGGGGCCGUAUUCGAGGCACAAGAGGCUAAGUGGCAGGGCCUGGAGGAGUUGGAGCAUAUGGGGUUCAUUUCGGUCUCUUGCUUCAUACCAGCCCCCAACCCCCAUCUGUGGGUCUGGCUUUCCCCUCUCUUUGUACAGGCUGUUUUGAGAAAUAAAACGGCUCUAAAUGCCCAGGGAAUCGCUGCCAA
Molecule: messenger RNA, 2065 nt
Organism: Caretta caretta (loggerhead turtle)
Lineage: Eukaryota; Metazoa; Chordata; Testudines; Cheloniidae
Product: interleukin-36 receptor antagonist protein
Biological process (GO): cellular response to lipopolysaccharide; positive regulation of gene expression; cytokine-mediated signaling pathway
Molecular function (GO): interleukin-1 receptor binding; cytokine activity
Source: RefSeq, a predicted model, not a curated record